Molecule: messenger RNA, 1238 nt
Organism: Camellia sinensis
Lineage: Eukaryota; Viridiplantae; Streptophyta; Magnoliopsida; Ericales; Theaceae
Source: RefSeq, a predicted model, not a curated record
AUAUAUUGGUAAUUUUUUUUUUUCUCUCCCCCACCUGAUGCAUGUGGUUUUCCAAAAUUAAAAACCAAAAUCAUCAACAAGGCCCAUCAAAAUCCAAAGCGCGCCUGGCGCGUUCUUUCUUCCCCUUCGCGAUGAGAUCUUCUGUGGCUCCUCCUCUUCUUAUUUUCUCUUUCUCAGUCUUGCUCUCUAUCUUUUCAUGCUCAAGCGAUGAUACUACAUUCAACGGUUUCUAUUUUUGUACUACUUGGGAUUGUCGUUGCAGGAGCUGCCCUAGGGUAUUGGAUGGUGCGGAAAUUUGUUAUUGCAGAAGACGGAAGUGUGGAUGUUGGUGUAGCUCAAUUUGUGAAAUGGGCCAUGCGCGUCAUCGCAGCAACAUUUAUCUUCCUGAGUACUCUUGAUACUCCUUUGGCAAUGGGGGCAUUGGCUUCUUGUUUGUCAAUCUGCUUUCUUAUCACUUCCUUCAAGUGGAAUGGUCCAGAUUCUACCAUUAGUUUUGGGAAUUCAAUUUAUUCUGCAAAUGGGAAUCCUUGGCGGGGUAGAGGACGAACAAAUGUAAGACAAAAUUGUGCUGAAUUUCUCAGCAGGUCAGGGAUGGUGGCUUCACGGGGAACACUGUGGAACAGCCCAAGGAGACCUUCUGGUUGGUCUGACUCUCCUGUUAAAGUUUGUUUUUGGCUGUUGCAGUAUGAUAUCUCCGACAACUGGGAGGGUGACGAAAAAUCAGCAAGAUUACUUUCAACAUUCCAUAGGACACCCAAUAGAAAGAAGUUUUCAAAAAAAGAGUGGGAAAAUUUCACCCAGGAAUCAACCCGACAUGCUGUGGCUGAGUUGGCAUCCUUUCCAAAGUUCACUGAUUAGAUUAUUAAGCAUGCUGACAGGAUACAACUCCUUCCAGAUGAUAGUUCAGAUAACACAAUUGGAAGUGGCUCAGAUUCCACAGAUGAGAAUCUUGUAGAAAGUGGCGAUCGAUUUAGUUUGUGCAAAUGGUAGCAGCAACCUUAGUAGGAAAUUAGUUACUUGUAGCAGUACCAUGAGGUUUAGGCUAGGAAUGGUGCUCAUUUAAUUUUUCUUCUUUGUUUUAGGUUUACUUUUAAUACAUCAUAUUAUGUCAUUAAGCAAUUGUGGCAAAUCUUUUGAAAUCUUCUAAUCAUGUUAUAGUGCCUGCUCUUUCUAUGCCUCUUCCUACCAAAAACUUUUGAUGGUUGCAUAAAGAGAGCAUUGUCAAGUGUUUUAACUCU